This is a messenger RNA of Vombatus ursinus (common wombat), 786 nucleotides long. It is a transcript of the gene CALN1, whose product is annotated as calneuron 1. NCBI's taxonomy places the organism in Eukaryota, Metazoa, Chordata, Mammalia, Diprotodontia, Vombatidae. The transcript has 6 exons. Gene Ontology annotation, molecular function: calcium ion binding. The record is from RefSeq and is a predicted model, not a curated record. The coding region runs from base 1 to 786 and encodes 261 amino acids.
AUGCGGCUACCAGAGCAACAUGGAGAGGGGCCACCCCAGCACCAAGAAAAGGGGAGCAGAGGGUCCCCUGGAGGGAGUGAGGAGCGGCAGAGAAGGCAGACCCCUGAUUUCCCUACCUGGCAAAAGAUGCCGUUCCAUCAUGUGACAGCUGGCUUGUUGUAUAAAGGGAAUUACCUGAAUCGGUCCCUCUCUGCAGGCAGUGACAGUGAGCAGCUCGCUAACAUCUCAGUGGAAGAAUUGGAUGAAAUCCGUGAGGCCUUUCGGGUUCUGGACCGGGAUGGGAAUGGCUUCAUCUCCAAGCAGGAGUUGGGCAUGGCCAUGCGCUCUCUGGGCUACAUGCCCAGUGAGGUGGAGCUGGCCAUCAUUAUGCAACGCCUGGACAUGGAUGGGGAUGGCCAGGUGGAUUUUGAUGAAUUCAUGACAAUCCUGGGCCCCAAGCUGGUGUCAUCAGAAGGUCGAGAUGGUUUUCUUGGGAACACGAUAGAUAGUAUAUUCUGGCAGUUUGACAUGCAAAGGAUAACGUUGGAAGAGCUAAAGCAUAUCCUGUACCAUGCAUUCCGGGAUCAUCUCACAAUGAAAGACAUUGAAAACAUUAUUAUCAAUGAAGAGGAGAGCCUGAAUGAGAACUCAGGAAACUGCCAGACAGAGUUUGAAGGAGUGCAUUCCCAAAAGCAGAACAGACAGACCUGCGUCAGGAAGAGCUUAAUAUGCGCCUUUGCCAUGGCCUUCAUUAUCAGUGUCAUGUUGAUCGCGGCCAAUCAGAUCCUCCGCAGCGGCAUGGAGUAG